UAGCGCAGCUGAAGUGAAUGCCGAACAAGUGCCAGCAAAAAUUCUCUCGCUCGAUACGAUGUCUUGAUAUAGGCGUGCUGGCUACACGGAUUGGCCGGCCUUCGGCAGUCUCUCCGCCUAAUAUCCGUCCAGCUCUCGCUCACAGAGUGGCCUAAGGACCCGGUGAAGUUCUAAGCAAUUCAACUUUUGGCUCAGAUAAGCAGAAAUGUGCUUUGCUCGUCGUCGGUCCAUAUUUCUCAAAAGCCUCGCAUUCUUCGCCGGGUCUUGGGUCCUCGGCUCGCUCUGCUUCGUGGCGCUGUCGCCCAACACGGCAGUCCUAUCGGACGUUCGCUCAUUUGAGUAUUUCGCCAGAAAAUCCCAAAAUUAUGUCCCCCCUGGACGAGAGAAAACGCGAACAGCAGUGCCACCGAUAUUGGGAGAGGUUCGACCAGAUGUCUCAAAGAUGCAGGACCACACCACCACCGUGCCUGCUUACGGGGAAAUGGGACGUCCUGUGUUGAUCAAGAACAUCAAUUCUACAGUCGAACAGAAGGAGAGAGAGGGUUGGAAACAGAACGCUUUCAACUCCUACGUAUCGGAUUUGAUAUCUGUCAAUCGUUCCCUGCCCGAUAUGCGGCACAUAGAAUGCCGAGAUCAAGUGUAUAGCUCGAAGUUGCCAUCAACGAGUAUCAUUGUUUGCUUCCACAACGAAGCCUGGAGCGUUCUGAUCCGCACCGUCCACUCGAUAUUGAAUCGUUCGCCUGCGCACCUUAUUCACGACAUCAUCCUGGUCGACGAUUUUUCGGAUCUCCAACUGCUGAAGGAUCCUUUGGAGAGGUACUUGUCAGCUUUUCCAAAGGUUCGCAUUGUGAGAGCUGAAAAACGCGAGGGGCUCAUUAGAGCUCGACUCCUCGGAGCUAGUCACUCCACUGCUCCCGUCCUCACUUUCCUAGAUUCUCAUGUGGAAUGCACGCAGGGAUGGCUCGAACCCCUCUUAGACAGGAUCGCUGUGAAUUCAACGAACGUAGUUUCUCCGGUAAUCGACAUCAUAGCCGACGACACUUUGGAAUACAACGCGAAAGAGAGCGCAGAUGUCAACGUGGGCGGCUUUGAUUGGAGUCUCCAGUUUUCCUGGCACUCUAUACCUGAAAGGAUUCUCAAGUCCGGUUACAAGCGAUGGCAGCCCGUCGAGACACCCACGAUGGCCGGUGGACUUUUCUCGAUAGAUCGAAAAUUCUUCGAGAGGUUAGGAAUGUACGAUCCGGGCUUCGACAUCUGGGGAGGAGAGAAUCUAGAGCUCUCGUUCAAGACAUGGAUGUGCGGAGGUCGCUUGGAAAUAAUUCCGUGCUCCCAUGUCGGUCACAUUUUCCGGAAACGAUCGCCCUACAAAUGGAGGUCGGGAGUGAACGUUCUGAGACGGAACUCCAUACGCUUGGCGAAAGUUUGGAUGGACGAAUACGCGAACUACUACUUCGAAAGACUCGGAAACGAUUUGGGAGAUUACGGGGACAUUAGCGACCGGAUAGCUCUGCGUGACAAGCUCAAGUGUCAUUCAUUCAAAUGGUACAUCGAUGAGGUAUAUCCAGAGUUGUUCGUGCCUGGGGACGCAAUCGGAUCAGGCGAGAUGCGGAACCUCGGGAGCGGGGGAAUGUGCUUGGACAGUCCGGCGGGAAAGAGCUCCCUGCACAAAGCAGUCGGGUUAUAUCCCUGUCAUGGUCAAGGAGGUAAUCAGUAUUGGCUGUAUUCGAAAAACGGGGAAAUCCGUCGAGAUGAAGCGUGUUUGGACUAUGCGGGAACGGAUGUCAUCCUCUAUCCUUGCCACGGUUCCAAGGGUAAUCAAUACUGGAUCUAUGACCAGCAAACGAAACUGCUCCGGCACGGGAGCAGCAGGAAGUGCCUGGAGAUGUCGCUUAGUAAAACUGAGCUGCUCGUGCGAGGUUGUGAUGAGGACAACAAUCGGCAGAAAUGGAAGUUCGGCAAAUACCGUGAAGAUGCCCCGAGUGUCUAG
This is a messenger RNA of Galendromus occidentalis (western predatory mite), 1987 nucleotides long. RefSeq names its product putative polypeptide N-acetylgalactosaminyltransferase 9. Gene Ontology annotation, cellular component: Golgi apparatus. The transcript has 11 exons. Gene Ontology annotation, biological process: protein O-linked glycosylation. Bases 206 to 1987 code for a protein of 593 amino acids. Gene Ontology annotation, molecular function: polypeptide N-acetylgalactosaminyltransferase activity. The record is from RefSeq and is a predicted model, not a curated record. Lineage: Eukaryota; Metazoa; Arthropoda; Arachnida; Mesostigmata; Phytoseiidae.